Caenorhabditis remanei is the source of this 591-nucleotide messenger RNA. RefSeq lists its product as uncharacterized. Gene Ontology annotation, cellular component: mitochondrion. The record is from RefSeq and is a predicted model, not a curated record. NCBI's taxonomy places the organism in Eukaryota, Metazoa, Nematoda, Chromadorea, Rhabditida, Rhabditidae. Bases 1 to 591 code for a protein of 196 amino acids. The transcript has a single exon. Gene Ontology annotation, biological process: fatty acid metabolic process. Gene Ontology annotation, molecular function: trans-2-enoyl-CoA reductase (NADPH) activity.
AUGCUGAAAGACUUUAUCAAUUUGAAGAAAGGCGAUACAGUUGUGCAAAAUGGAGCAAAUUCUGCAGUCGGAAAGCACGUCAUUCAGAUUUGUCGUAUACUUGGAUUCAAAUCGGUCAAUGUCGUGAGAAAUCGAGAUAAUUUGGAUGAGCUGGUUAAAGAAUUGAAGAAUCUUGGAGCAGAUGACGUGAUAACCCAAGAAGAGUUAUAUGGCCGGAAGAAGAAAUUCCCAGGUGUGAAGCUGGCAUUGAAUUGCGUUGGAGGAAGAAGCUCACUCUUCUUGGCAAGCCUUCUUGAUCAUGGAGGCUGUAUGGUGACUUAUGGAGGAAUGAGCAAACAACCAGUAGAUUGCCCAACUGGACCACUUAUUUUCAAGGAUAUCUCCCUGCGAGGAUUCUGGAUGUCUCGAUGGUACGAUGUACAGAAAACACCAGAGAAGAGACAAGAUAUGUACAAAGAGCUAGCCGAAUGGAUGAAAAGUGGUGAAAUCGUGAAGCAAGAAUUCGUGAAUAAUCGGCUGGAUGAUCAUGUCAAGGCUAUCGAGAAUGCACAAAACAAGCACGACAAAAAACAACUUUUCCUUCUUGACUGA